AUGUCGGCCUCUAUACAGCGCAUCGCAGCAGCAGCAGUGCAUGCAGUAGGUGAAGUCAACCUCGCACUAGCACAUCUGAAUUUCGAUUUUUCCCUGGUCAAGUACGAAGUUCCCACCGAGCUGCAGCCCAUCGGGCAACAUCUCUCCAAAGCCCGGAAACAGUCAGCUGAGGAAGGGUCAUUCCACAUUCUGGCCCGAAGACUAGGCGUGUUAUUUCAAGAUGUCCUCCCCGAGGUACCUGCGCUGCUGGAGGCGUAUGGCACCCGAGUGACCGAAAUCGUGCAGGAAACGACGGAUACAGUGGAUCAGCCAAAAGGUCUCGCAGAAACCUUCUUUGGAUCACAUUUUGGAAUUGAUUACACGACGAUCUGGGCCAGUGCAACGAGUGGCAGGCCUGCACUUCGAAUGCAUCUUUUAGCGUGCAUGCUAGCUCGGAUCUGGUCUCCGCAGGAAGCGACGGCCAUCUGGGCCGAGCUAGUCAGUCAUCGGCAGAUGGAGAUCAAACAGCAGGCGGCCAUUUCGGGAGACAUCGCGGGCUAUACUUUGGCACAGGCAGCGGCAUCCCACGAGAUCAGCCGCUCCUCACUGAGCAGUUGGGAUGCCAGUGCCCGUGCUUGGCUUGAAGUGGCCGACAGAGCCUGUGCUGCCGGGAAUCAUAAAGGCCAGGCUGCAUCCAGCAAGGAGAAUUCUUCUGAUAGCGUGAUCCAGAACCUCAGCUGCGCUUUGACUGCUCUUGACAAGUUAAUCAGGGGAGAGCCUCAGCGGAUCAUUGACGGCGGGGUUCUGCUUGGCCUCACUUCCUGGCAUAUUUACCCAGACCUAGUAGUCCUGGGCUCGGUUACGCGAGAGAUUCGUCAGAAGGAUCCGUUGGUCCAAGACGGCGGGAUCGUCACCAUAUCGAUCGCUUCCCGUUCUGAUUCAGACCGGUCUAGGUCCCCAAACGGAGUCUACUGGUCCCUGCCCCUGGCCAGUCUUCGAUACUAUGGAACUGUCCUACGGGAGCGCUCGACCAUGCAUGACUCUAGGUUGACCAUAGCACAGCUACAGGCUCUCGCCUUGGGGGCUUCCUUGGAUUCGCUUGCGCAUGCAUCAAUCGCCGGGAAAAUCUUCAAGCUACUGUGGGCCAUGUUUCACAGUCGCUAUCAGGUGCAACUGCGAGAGAGCAAGGGCGACGCGCUGCCAUUAUCCGGCAAGUUUUCGGAUGCAAUGAAUGAGAGCGUCCUCGGUUUCAAACAUAACAUGAAGGUCUUGCAGCUGACAUAUGCCUUCAUGGACGGAAUAGACCUUUUAUCCUCAGAGGACGAAACCGAAAGAAAAGUUGCCGUUCAGCUCCUAAAGUAUGGAGCCAACUACGGAAAAUCGUGGAUCGGAGCUGACGGCAGUUCACCGCAAUCAUUCUUCGGAUUAGCAAGUCUGCCCUCCAUUCUCCAUAUGGUCAGCAGCCUGGAGGUCCAGGUGGAAACUUUGCGAAGGAUGUGUUCAGAAUACUCUCUGGAUGAUGCUCACCACAUCAUUCGUCUUCGUACCGCAGAGGAUGGCUGGAUAUACGUAUCCAUCAAGGCGACAGCGAACCCAGACAUCACUCGGAGCGGUGCGAAACGAAAGCGUAGCGAAUACGAAGGAGAGACGCCGGGUAUCGACCAGCGACUUCACGUUCAGGACGGUGAGAGCUGGGUUUGCUUCCCGCCCUCGGGAGACGUGAGUAGCGGCCAACACGGCGUUGCCCUUGAGGAGCUCUAUGCCAAUGUGGAACAACUUGCAGAAUCGCAACUGUACGCACAAGCAGCAGAAGAACCUCGUGCAAGUCAGAGUGACUUGAGGGAGCCCCUUUUGAGUGACGCUAUAUUCUACGAAUUGUUGGACGGCAAUCCGGACUUUGGUCGGUAUGUGUACUUUGACUUUGUUAUGGGCGUGCACAAUCUCGCGGCAGUGUACUCCAGACGGCCAGAGGGUGAAACGCCAUUGCAGCAAAAGACGCCAACCACCGUUCCUCUAGUCUUCCUUCACAGCUUGCUAGAGAGGAAUCUUAUACGUGCGGACAUUGCAGCUCGUUAUGUCUAUGACUACUUCGACACAGAGCGAACCUCUCAUGGCUAUUCUUUACUCACACUUGGGAGAAUCAUGGACUACUACAAGCGGCAUCUACCACGGACUACCGCCUCAAUCAACAUCAUCAAGAAGCCCUUAAAUUUAUGGAAGUGGACGGCUUCGCUUGUCUCCGAACUUGAAUUCCUGCCAAUAGCGGCGUACCAACAAGCUCGUGAUGGCCACGUACAAGGCACAAUCUACCCGAGCCCUUUGUCCCGCGAGCAUGCGUUCGCAGCGAUCUUGCAACUCGAGUCUGGCACAGUCAACGUCGAUAGUACAGACCUUACCCGCGUAAUGGCAAUCUCGAGUGGAAACUCCCUUUUCAUUGCCAAACGACUGCUUCAUGACCCCAUUCCUUCGACUGAGAUGACCUCAUGCGCGGUGGCCCACGUGGUCGGCAAUGUAGGUAAGCCCGGUAUCUCAUUGCUAAUUGCACCACUCGAGCUGGAAAUCCGAAAACAUGAUCUUGAACGAUGGCGUUUCAUCAAUCACUUUCCCUUCGAUGGGUCCCCGGCUGGUGGGAGAUUCGAAGGCACAUCCAUCCAUCUGUCGUUUACAGGUUUCGAAGCCCCGGUCACACUUGAAUCCUCCAGUUAUCGUGAGAUGGAGGCCUACUACUAG
Messenger RNA from Aspergillus udagawae, 2709 nucleotides. RefSeq lists its product as uncharacterized. NCBI's taxonomy places the organism in Eukaryota, Fungi, Ascomycota, Eurotiomycetes, Eurotiales, Aspergillaceae. Bases 1 to 2709 code for a protein of 902 amino acids. The record is from RefSeq and is a predicted model, not a curated record. The transcript is spliced from 2 exons.